Cicer arietinum (chickpea) is the source of this 541-nucleotide messenger RNA. RefSeq lists its product as uncharacterized. The record is from RefSeq and is a predicted model, not a curated record. NCBI's taxonomy places the organism in Eukaryota, Viridiplantae, Streptophyta, Magnoliopsida, Fabales, Fabaceae.
GGGUUGUCAAAGGAAUAAAAUGCACAAUACACAAAGAGGUCAAACACUAGAAGAUACAAAUACUAAUAGCUUUGUUGUCAUACAAAUAACACAACAACAAGAAGAACAAGAACAAAAAAAAAUUAAUCCUUCUAAUUUCAAGUUAAAUUUCUCAGCAAUGAAACUCUUUCACCGUUUCCGCAAGGUUCUCAUGCGGUUUGUAUUCUCUGUUCCUUCUUCUUCAUCUUCUCGUAGAUCAUCAACAACGGAUUCAAGGCAUAGAAAUUCUGAAAGAUUUGAACCACCAAAGACUUCAUGUAGUUCAUAUUACUCUUCUUAUUCUCAUUACAAUGAGGCAAUUGCAGAUUGCAUUGAGUUUUUCAACAAAGAGGGUGUUUUGGAUGCUCGAAAAUCAGAUGUUGUGUAACAUGAUUUUUAAUUCAUGUCCUUAUUAUACAUAUGUUUCAUUGUUCAUUAUAAAUAUGUUUAUGUUACUCGAAUGUGUAUAUGUGUGACCUCUGAUUCAUUCACCCAUUAAUUCAUUCUUCAUAUCAAUUGGCUA